AGGUCACCAUCGAUAAUCCCAACGAAGGUUCACAAGCUUCUCUCAAAAAAAAAAAAAAAAAAGAAGCGAAGCUGUGUAGGAUCUUUGAUAAUGACGGUUAUGCUACGAUCGGCGACGACGAAGACGACAUAGAUGUUUUUACUUUAUAUUUAUAGUAUUGGAUUAGUUAUUUUACAAAAUUAGGUCAACACCUCUCUGCUUUCUUCCCACAUUUGCACGGCGCCCCUCUCCCCUCCGUUUCUCAAACUCGCCGAGAAAACUAAGAGAAAUCAGAAUCUCGGAAAUCCUCUAAAAAGGGAAGAUGUUGACGGUUAUUAGAUCCAUUCUCGGUGGCCAGAAGCUUAGGCGUCCGGGGAUUCUAGUGCAGCAGCAUUGCUGGUACUCUGCUCCCGGAUCGGCCUCAGCUGCUGCCAUCGAAGCAGAUAGAAGCAUAAGAGAAGGUCCGAGGCGCGAUUGGACUCGCCAGGAGAUCAAUAACGUUUACAAUUCUCCUCUUCUCGAUCUUAUCUUCCAUGGAGCUCAAGUGCACAGGCAUGCUCAUAACUUCAGGGAAGUUCAGCAAUGUACCCUUCUAUCAAUCAAGACUGGUGGUUGCAGUGAGGAUUGUUCAUAUUGUCCUCAAUCCAACAGGUAUAAGACUGGUCUGAAGGCCCAAAAGCUUAUGGCUAAGGAGUCUGUCCUGGAGGCUGCUCAAAAAGCAAAAGAGGCAGGGAGUACACGGUUCUGCAUGGGUGCUGCAUGGAGAGACACGACUGGAAGGAAAACAAACUUUAACCAGAUCCUUGAAUAUGUAAAAGAAAUAAGGGAUAUGGGAAUGGAGGUAUGCUGCACGUUGGGCAUGCUAGAAAAGCAGCAGGCUGUGGAACUUAAGAAAGCAGGCCUUACGGCGUAUAACCAUAAUCUGGAUACCUCGAGAGAACAUUACCCAAAUGUUAUCACCACAAGAACUUAUGAUGAACGCCUGCAAACUCUUGAGUUUGUGCGAGAAGCAGGAAUAAAUGUUUGUUCAGGAGGCAUCAUUGGACUUGGAGAAGCAGAUGAGGACAGAGUUGGUUUGUUGCAUACACUGGCUACACUUCCUUCUCACCCCGAGAGUGUUCCCAUAAAUGCACUGUUGGCCGUGAAAGGCACACCUCUUGAAGAUCAGAAGCCCGUUGAGAUAUGGGAGAUGAUACGGAUGAUUGCCACUGCCCGUAUAGUCAUGCCAAAAGCAAUGGUCAGACUGUCAGCUGGCAGAGUUCGUUUCUCCAUGCCAGAGCAGGCAUUGUGCUUUCUUGCUGGUGCGAAUUCCAUUUUCACUGGCGAGAAGCUUUUGACGACUCCAAACAAUGACUUUGAUGCAGACCAACUGAUGUUCAAGGUCCUUGGAUUGAUUCCAAAAGAGCCCACUUUUCCAGAAGAUGAAGACUCCUUGGACGCAGAGAAGUGCGAUGAAGCUGUUUCCAGUUCAGGUUAAAUGAUUAAUUUGAACGGGGUGUAUCUGCUGCAUUGUUACAGUCUAGAAAUACUUGUUUAGGAUGUUCAGAAACUUGUUCAUGGAAUCUUUCAAUGAUAAGUUAAUCAUCAAGUUGUGGCUACAUCUAAUCCUUCUCAUAUUAUUUAAUGUCUUGAUCUAUAAGUAGUUUGGAUACUUAUGAAGAA
This is a messenger RNA of Tripterygium wilfordii, 1641 nucleotides long. RefSeq names its product biotin synthase, mitochondrial. The transcript has 6 exons. Gene Ontology annotation, cellular component: mitochondrion. Gene Ontology annotation, biological process: biotin biosynthetic process. NCBI's taxonomy places the organism in Eukaryota, Viridiplantae, Streptophyta, Magnoliopsida, Celastrales, Celastraceae. The coding region runs from base 302 to 1456 and encodes 384 amino acids. Gene Ontology annotation, molecular function: biotin synthase activity; 2 iron, 2 sulfur cluster binding. The record is from RefSeq and is a predicted model, not a curated record.